Anopheles bellator is the source of this 4955-nucleotide messenger RNA. It is a transcript of the gene PNUTS, whose product is annotated as serine-rich adhesin for platelets. The transcript is spliced from 5 exons. The coding region runs from base 198 to 4166 and encodes 1322 amino acids. The record is from RefSeq and is a predicted model, not a curated record. Lineage: Eukaryota; Metazoa; Arthropoda; Insecta; Diptera; Culicidae.
CGAUGUGAACUGCGCGUUGUGACGAGAGGAACCCGUCGCAAUUAUCUUAAGAAACGUGGCAAAUUUACACCCCGUAGUGGAAGAAAAUAAAAACUUGCACCGGUUGUAAAGUAGAACAGAGAAAUCAAUCUGCAAAGCGAACUGUCUAACCAGUUGUCUAUUGCUUAUCAACUAACCACAGAAUUAAAUGUGUCAAAAUGCCGCGAAUCGAUCCUAUGAAGCUUCUGGUAUGCCUGAGCGUACUUUUGGCCCCGAAUGGAGGAAUUCUCGCGGCAGCAGAAGUCAAGCGGUUGGCCAAUCUGAUGGCCAAAUUUUCUAAAAAGUUGGUCUCCAAGUGUAUAUACAUCCAAAUAUUGAAGUGUACCGAAACAGACCUGCUGGGCCAGUUCAUGCAAACCGGAGGGUGGUCCCUGGUGCACAUGUGGUUGGUCGAUGGGAUUGGCUCAAAAAACUGGCCACUCAUACAGGAGCUAUUGGAACUGCUGCUCUGCUGUCCAGUGGAUGUGGAACGGUUGAAAAUCAACAGCACACCGCGGCUCGUAAAAUCCCUGUCCACGGACAGUGCGCAUGAAAGGGUGCGUGUGUUGGCGACAAAACUGGUCGAACAGUGGCUGUUUAUUGUAAAAGCGCCAAAGCAUUCGUCACCGAUGGUUCCGCUUGCUACUGCCACUUCCGAUACGGCCACAAUCACUGCUGGAGGAGUAACGGUUACACAACAGACCAACGUACCAGCGAUCGCUGCCGGCAGCACUGCUGCUUUCGGAGAAGCUAACAAUAGUGCCAGAGUCGUCGGAUCAGAGGCAACCGGGGGAAGCCACAUGUACAAUGGGUCUGCCGAGGGUUCCGUCGCUAAUCUAGCGGAAGACAACGACAAAGAACGGACAACGCAGUUGAUGAAACUACGCAAACGAGAGGAUGAUAUCGAUUCGGCCAAGAAAACGUUUCGGGCAGUCGUCGAGCAAGAGGCACACAAGAAAACUUCGCUGGUGCUUAAGAUAACGACCAAGAACGGGAAGCAGGUGGUGGCAAAGGUAGUUUCACCAGGCAACAAGAAGUUGAAACAGGGCACAGAUGCUUCGAUCCAUGGGAACGGAACUGAGGAUGAAGACGAUCAGGAUGAAGACGAUGAAGAAGAGGUGGUGGUCAACAUAGAGUCGGAGAAGCACCCCGACGACACUGUCCUGGAGGCAAAGCAACUGAAGAAGCACGAGCACCACGAGCAUGCUAAAGAGGGCAGAGAAAAAAGUGGUUCGAUCUCUUCUGCGUCGUCAAAAGAUCGCCACCAAAGUCGGGAUCGAGAGAAAGAACGGAAAGGAAGCAGCAGCGGAAGCAAUGGGCGGUCCUCUUCGAAGACCUCAAGCUCCGGUUCGAGUGGUUCAACGAGCAACAGUAGCAGCAGUAAGCACAAAUCUGGUAGCAGCAGCAGAAGCGGGAGCUCAAGCUCUAGUCGGGACAAGGAAAGAGAUCGCCAUGGUGGUAGUAGUAGUAGUAGUAGCAAGCACAAAAGCUCGUCCUCUUCCUCCUCUUCUAAGUCAAGUAGUAGCGGCAGCUCUAAGAGCAGCGGCAGCAGCAGUAGUGAUAAACACAGAGAUCACAAGGACAAAUCGAGCCACUCCGGCGCAAGCGGUAGCAAUAGGGACAAUAAAGAUUCCAAGGGGCAAUCGCUUUCGCCGAGCAGCAGCAGCAAAGUGGCGAAAUUGUCACGCAAGAGCUCAAAAGACGACGGGAACGAUAGUGGGUCAGAGUCGGGCAGCGCUAGUGGUGCUGGCGCCAAGUCGGGUUCGGGCGCCUCAAACGUUCCCGGAAGUGGGCACAAGAAAGCUGCCUCUAUUUCUAUUGAGGUUCGCAACCCCGAAAAUCGACCUAAAACCGUUAAGACGUACAAUUCCCAGUUUCGCUCUCACGGCCUCAUCGAGGAAGCUCCUCCACCGCCAUCUCGGAAGGGUUUGAAGAAACCGUCCACUUCGACGUCGUCCCCCAGCGCCGCCACGCCGCCAGCGGCGAAUACUGCGAAGCGUCUCUCACCGCCACCAUCAUCAUCGCCAUCGUCGUCCAACGGUGGUUCGCUGGAGAAGAGAAUCCGGGAGGAUCCCGUCGAUAGGCCUGGAGCCAUCAAGCUAAUAGCGGCCCCAAAACGACAGCAUGCACUAGUCGAGUCGGAUAUGUUUAUGGAUGCCCUGUCGGCGACACUACGCAAGGACGUUAAGAAGCGCAAACGAAGAACGAGUGGAUCGGAAAGCACUGGAAGUACCGGCGUCGUCACCGUUGGCAAAGCUAGCGAAAGCGAAAAACCGUGCGACAACUCCCCGACGAAGACGACAGUAGCACCGGAAAGUCCAACAACCCCAACGGCGGCAACAGGAACAACGAUAGUUAGCGAAGCUAAACCGGAAAUGGCCCCAGCAACACCGACGAGCCCCGCGCCCAAAGCAAUUCCCCCGCCGAUUGUAGCCCCGAUGUCUUUCUACCGUGACACGCUCGCCGAGGACGACGAAACUUCGCCCAAAGAUGGCGACCUAAAGCGGGAGGGUUCUGAGGAAGUAACAGCGGUGGCCAGUGGCGUUGCUUCCGCUGAUGUGAAAGCGGAAUCGGAAGCGAUGGAGGUCGAUGUGGAGGACAACGAGGAAGAGGAUCAGGGGAUCAUCCGAAAGUCGAAACGUAUGAAAAUGGCGUUAAAGAGUGAUGAUGAAGACGAUGAGAUGGGCGAGGGAGAGAGUCUGAAAGGGUCGGUAAAGAAAGAAUCGGAGACCGGUGAAGAGGCCGACGAGACGAAGACUGAGCAGAACGCUCUUGUAGACGCGAUGAUGACCGACGUAGAGAUGAAGAUGGCCGCCGAAGAGGCGGAAGGAGAAACAUCAGAGACCAACCGGGAGCCGGAUGAUGAUGGCUCGACGGAGGAGAACGGCGACAAGGUGAAGAAGCCUCCCGGGCCGGGCUGUGGUCCAAAUGGCCCCCCGGGUGUGCUGGUUAUCCAUCGGCGGAAGGGUCCGAAGAAGCAGCUGCGCUGGCGAGCGGCUGAUGACCUUGAGGAGAUUCGCUACUUCGAGCUGGACGUAACGGAGCGGUGCAAUGUGACCAAAUCGUUCACGGACAUGAAACAGAUGGAGCGUGUCGACGAGCGGCAAAAGUUCAUGAUGGCGCGCAAGGUCGGAUCGGAGGACAACAUGACAGAGCGCACCGCCUGGAGGGCAGUACUAGUGGUGGACAACGUGCCUCCGUCGCCGGACGGUAGCCAGAGUCUGGAACGGAACAUACAGCAGCAGCGCGAGCGAAGUGUCUUGCAGGCACUGUACUUUAACAAGAGUAUGAUUCCGGAUUCACCGUUCGAGGCGGAUCCGGUCGACACCUACCAAACGGCUGAUCCGGUACACAUUCCGCUCGAGGACGUGACGGGCAAUCCGGACUCGGUCAACGAUUUUACCAGCAUGCCGUGGCCGGACGCGAGGUCCACUCCACCGCACGAGUCGGCCGCAUUCAAUUCACCGUUCUUUCCCACCGAUUUGCCUCCGGCGGCCGGUUUCGGCCCCGGCGGCUUCCCACCACCGUUUGCCGCCGGCGGUCCGGCCCCUUGGCAGUUGCCCGGGCCACCGGGAGCGGCCGUUGGUGGUGGCCCCCGGACGAGUCUGCCACCGGGUAUUUUCUCCGCGCUCAAUCAGCCACCACCCGGGAUGCCUCCGAUGGUCGUGGGUUCCUCCGGGUCCGCUGGAGGUGCCGCUGGCGGCGGUGGUGGCAACAGCCCCAACAUUCUCAACCUUCCUCUAAACAUUCCACCAAACGUGCCACCACCGGGUAUGUUUCCCGGAGCGGCCACGUUUAACUCGCCACCGCCCGACAUCGCCCUGCUCGAGGCUGCAGGCCGCCGUGGCGGGGACGGUAACUUCCGAGGUGGAAUCCCACCUCCGUGGAUUAACAAUACCCGUUCGUUUGGCGGUAGCGCUGGCAACCACCCACCGAGGGGUGGGGGCUUUGGCGGCCACCGUGGUGGUGGUCCUGGCGGAAACUGGAACACCCGUAACGCGGGCAACGGCAAUCGUGCCGGCGACAGGGGUCGCAAUGGGGACGACAACCGCGGCAAUUAUCGCGGGCCACCGGGAGCCGGUGCUCCAUGGAUGCAAACUAGUCGUGGCCACAACAACCGGGGUGCUGGCGGUGCACGCAAGUGGUAGCACCACGCCACGCUGGUAGAUGACGGGAUGAUGCUCUCGGAGGACGAAGGCAAGAUGGUGGAGGAGCUCCACGCCUAAAAGCCUCGCCCCCCGAUCCUCGCUUCAACUGUUGGUUAAUUUUGUUUAUAGAACGUAGCGUGAAUCGGAUGGACAAUUUUCUGGUGGUCAGCAAGCGGGGCAGAGGAAGGAAAAAGCGGGGCAGCUCCUCGCGUGAUGUAAAUAAUAAUCAAGACUUUUCUCGCGGCGUUGGAUUAGAACAGGGGUCUCUUCUGCGGCUAACGUUUUCGAGUGUGGUUUAGCAUUUAUUUGAAAUUCAGGAAAAACACUCCUAAACGGCGUUAGUGCGUGGAGAGGUGGUCUCCAGAUCAAGGCACGAUUGUAGCGCAGAACGGGAAGGGGCGCAAAAGAGGAUAGAAAAUAAAGUAAAUAGGCCAAAACCGUGUGACACACGGAUCACGCGAUAAGAAUACCGAAACGUGAGCACCGAGACCCGUUUUUCUUUGUUCUUGAGAAUACUUCGAGCUGCGACUGCGUUUCGUUCUGGGGUCUUUCUUUCAGUAGGGUUCUUUAGAACACGAUUUAGCAUCUCUAUUGUUUAAGCUAACAGGGGUUGUUCAUGUUGUUUAAUCGGCGCUGAGGCUUAGGAAUAACGCUUAUUGUGGUGGGUAGUAGCGGAUCAGAAUUCAUCAAGUUGGAGAGUUUGAUAAAUGCGCCGAGAGGUAGAAGCAUAGGUUUACGCGAUUUCAUAGAGCAUAAGCGAUACGUUUUGAGGGUAACAUUGGCGUUGCU